CGAUGGAAGCGGUGGGAAUGUGGACUGGCCCUCGCCUCGUGCCGAACAAUCGCCCCGGUUUUUCGACCCCGAAAGUCCCGGGGGUGGAAUAAAUUGCAGUACCGACCUGUAAUGUGCAGCCUAUUAUGCUUGGCAGUCGAUCCAAGGGAAACAGAGUACCAGAGGGAGAACCGGGACCAUGGUGAGGGAUGCAUACGGAAAUCGAUCGUAUUGUCAUCCCGUUUGAUGAAUAGUGGUAGAAUACCUGCUAAAGUUAACGAGUUCCAAGAGUUGCGUUGCAAAAGCCGGCCCGUGGGCAAGCGGAUACCCCUCAUCCCGCAAAAUGAGCUGGGCUGGCAGCAACAACAACAACAACAAUAA
This is a messenger RNA of Pyricularia grisea, 360 nucleotides long. RefSeq lists its product as uncharacterized. The annotation marks the transcript as partial. The record is from RefSeq and is a predicted model, not a curated record. NCBI's taxonomy places the organism in Eukaryota, Fungi, Ascomycota, Sordariomycetes, Magnaporthales, Pyriculariaceae. The transcript has 2 exons.